This is a messenger RNA of Closterium sp. Naga37s-1, 834 nucleotides long. Lineage: Eukaryota; Viridiplantae; Streptophyta; Zygnematophyceae; Desmidiales; Closteriaceae. The record is from the annotation of a GenBank genome assembly.
AUGCAAGGGCUUGCGCUGACGCAGCGCAGCACGUGCCGUGGGCCAAGCAAGCGCGUGCUGACCAAUCAUCGCGUGCCGCGUGGAGUGCGAGCCGCAGUAGCAACUGGUCACGCGAAGGUGGCCAGGGCAAAUCCCGCGGCGAUUCUUCACCGGGUGGAAGAGCUCCCGGACGGCACGGUGGUGCUGCGGUUCGCGGAGGCCCUCACGGGCGGCACAGGCGGCAGGCACGUGGAGGUGGAGCGGAAUGUGGUGGAGUUUCUGCAGGAGUGCACGACGACGUACUGCCGUCUCAUCGAUAACGACACGAUUGACAAUAUCGUGGGCACGCACGUGCCCCUCCAACCAGCCCAGCAGCUAUCCCAUCUGGUAACCACCACCGCCCACAACACCGUAUCUGCACUCAAAGAGACUCUGUCCGGACACGCCCAUCAGCAUCACCACGCACCUGCUAUAAACGGCCGUGCUUCUGCCAGGGAAACACAGCUUGCUGCUGUAAAGACCACUCCUGCACUAGCUGCUGUAGCUCCUUCAGCAGCAUCACAGAAACCAGCAGCAGCAGCAGCAGCAGAGCAGAGUUCCAGAGCGUUCCAGCUUGCACCUACUGCUGCUAAGGCGGUUGCACCUGUUGUGCUUGUAGCGGCAGCAGCAGCAGUUGUGCAAGUGGCUAAGGCCAUGGGCCUAGUUGGGAAGCUAUCAGGAAACACCAUCAAGGCGUGGGCGCUGAGGAGCUGGCCUGCUGCAGCUGUGAUUGUAGCAGUCGCUGCAGGAGUGCUUGUAUGGAGCGGGCUCAAUGGAAGGCAAUCAGGCAAGACGCUACAGCUAUCCUCCAUGUAA